Molecule: messenger RNA, 1971 nt
Organism: Electrophorus electricus (electric eel)
Lineage: Eukaryota; Metazoa; Chordata; Actinopteri; Gymnotiformes; Gymnotidae
Gene: mxd4
Product: MAX dimerization protein 4
Biological process (GO): regulation of transcription by RNA polymerase II
Molecular function (GO): RNA polymerase II cis-regulatory region sequence-specific DNA binding; protein dimerization activity; DNA-binding transcription factor activity, RNA polymerase II-specific
Source: RefSeq, a predicted model, not a curated record
GCUGGGAGUCCCCACGACUCGGUGUGAACGUAGCUGUCCAUAUCGGGCGUCACCAACUUUACUUUUUGUUUUAUUUUCUGUCUUUUACAUAAUCUGUAACAUUUUGUACAUACACUUUUUAAUUUUGUAUUUUUAUACAAAUUCAUCGGGAUGGAACUAAAUUCUCUUCUAAUCCUUCUUGAGGCUGCAGAAUACUUGGAAAGAAGAGACAGAGAGGCAGAACAUGGUUACGCUUCUGUUUUACCGUACAAUAGCGACUUUUCCAGAAAGAAAACGAAAGCGACGCCAAUAUCAAGAAAAACUCAGAACAAUAGAUCUUCACACAAUGAGCUGGAGAAACACAGACGUGCUAAGUUGCGGCUCUACCUGGAGCAGUUAAAGCAGCUCGUGCCUUUGGGUCCGGAGAGCAGCCGCCACACCACCCUCAGCCUGCUUAAACGGGCCAAGAUGCACAUCAAGAAGCUAGAGGAGCAGGACAGGAAGGCUCUAAAUGUGAAGGAACAGCUGCAGAGAGAGCAUCGCUACCUCAAACGGCGUCUGGAGCAGCUGUCUGUGCAGGGCGUGGAGCGCAUUCGCACCGACAGCCUGGGCUCCACCCUCUCCACCGACUCAGAGCAGGAGGUGGACGUGGAUAUUGAGGGCAUGGAGUUCACACCAUGUGAAGGGGACAGUGUGUGCAGUGUGAGUGAUACCGAAGACCCCUACAGCCUACAGGGCAGCUCCAGUGACGGCAGUCGUUACUCACAUUCCCACAGACUGCAGCCACACAUCUGUUAGGCCCUGCAAAACCAGCGAGGCCACGCCUCCCACCCACCGUCCAACCUAUCCCCUGACAGGCUCUGUCCCUAGGCCCUGCCCAUAUGCCCACCCACUGCACCAGGAAGCAGCUGGCUGGGGAUCCUGUUGUUACUUCCUCCACCACUCUCACACAUCCCAGCUUUCACUGUAACACCCGCCAGUACUGCCUCAGGCAUCAGCCCACCCACCAACCAGCAAUCUGUGGUUUUAGUGGGUCUCCUGUGGUGUGAUCAUACAGCUUUGACUUGUCAACUAAUGUCCUGAGUAACUCAGUGAGGGAAGGAGGAGGGUGUGGCUCUAAGUGAGUGCGCAUGUGAGUGUGGCCAUAGGCCUGGACUAGAUUUAACCUUUCUUAACUUUUAUUAUUAAACUCACCUGAGUACAGUAGCAUUUGAUCCACUACGCACCUCUGUAGGCCAAAGCCAUGAGAAAACACCUGAUUAGGGAGCAGAACUACCACCCUCAGCACACCAUAUGCUUCUUUCAUAACUGCCAGCUGUGACGAAGGCAGUACCGCGACAUUUAAGUCGACUGUUGCCAUCGGCCUAAGGAGUCGCAGUGACGGCCACCCUGUGAGUUAGGAUUCCUCAUCCCUCUGUCCAUUCUGAUGCACUACUGCAGUUUCCAGCGCAGGAGCCUGCCCACAGGAAGGAGAUCUCUGCGUGACCCCACCCCUCGGGAGCCAAACCUUUUCCUGUUUCAGUAGCAAAGUGAUGUAGCAAUAGACGCAGAAAGCAGCUGCUUUCUCUAGCGUGUGUAUGACUCGGAGGGGUGGGAGGCACCGGAGAGCCUCUCUCUCCUGCACAGACACAGACACAGACACAGACAGACACACACACGCCAGCAGCUUGUGUGUUCUUUACCAGCCCGCCUGCUGGGUUUACUCCCAGCGUUUCGUUGACAGGUCAAAGCUGAAUGAGGUAAAGAGGAAGCAAACAAACAAACCAACCAGAGAAAGCAACAACCCAAACAGAACAGCCAGCUCUAAUAGUGUGCUAUUUGUGGAGGCUUAUAGAUGAGAAGAGAUUACACUGAUACUUUCCUCUUUCACCUUUCCUGUAUUUGUUAAACUUACUUUAUCUUUACAUAAUAUAUGUAACUGAUUUCAUAGGAGCUUUGGGCAUUGCAAAACAGACCAGUAUAUCGUAUUCUUUUGGGUAGCUUGUUCCGAAG